Amphimedon queenslandica is the source of this 904-nucleotide messenger RNA. RefSeq lists its product as uncharacterized. Lineage: Eukaryota; Metazoa; Porifera; Demospongiae; Haplosclerida; Niphatidae. The coding region runs from base 1 to 738 and encodes 245 amino acids. The transcript is spliced from 4 exons. The record is from RefSeq and is a predicted model, not a curated record.
AUGCUUAGCUUUGCUUUAAUAAUUUUGAUAUUGCUCUACUUCUCAGCUCCUUCUCUUGCUGAGUAUAAGACAAUAGAGGCUGAAUACCUACAGUCAUUGACCAGUGAAAUUAUUAACAUCACUUGUGAGGGCAACUAUACUACAGAAAUCACAAAACCUAAUGACAAGACCUGCUAUGGCAGCAAGACUGAAGCCAAUUGUACUGCAACGUUUGACAUAUUUUUUAAAUUUAAAUUAUCAUUAUUGAUAGAUUCCAGUUCUAUUGUCAUUACUCCCAGCACAGCAAUCAUCACCAGCUCACUCCUACCUACUGAUCAUCCCCUCUUACCUACUAAAACACCCUCUGAUGUCAUCAUAAUUAGUGUGACUACAUCAACUGUCAUACUAGGACUGCUACUCAUUGUUAUUACUGGAGCCAUUGUUGCAUUUGUUUGCAUUAAAAGAAAAAAAAAUAAUAAUCUGAGGGCACUAAGUGUCCCAAGUCAUUUCAGAGAAAACCCGAUUUACGAAAAGACUAGCCCUAUGUAUGAUGUGGUACUACACAGGAAAGAUCUUAGUUUAUUGAGAGGCAUAACCUCAGGCUAUGAUGUCAUAAAGGAAAGCAUUGAAAGCAGUGGUCAACACACAAAAAAGACUGAUGAUAGAGUUACAGAAGAUGUGCAAUAUAUCGAAAUGUCCAGAGUUCAUAUCAGGGGUUUGGAAAACUCUGGGCUUUGCACUUCUAAUGUUUAUUACUAAAAGAGAUUAUUUUGAUCGUCUUGUAAGUAAUAUUUAAGUUCUAAUUGAAUGUUGUGGAAAUAAUUGAGUGUGUAAUUGGAGUGUACAGGUGUGCUGUUCUUUAUUAAUAUAAUUAGCUAUAUUUGGUGUUUUGCUUUUAUAGUUGUUAUGAUAAUGAUUAAUAUCA